AUGCCGAUCUCGCAGCCCGCCGUUGCACGGGUAGCUCAGGUCUGGCCAAAAUGGCUCCCCAUAGCAGUUUCCCAGGCAAUUGAGGCCCCUUCCCUCGCUGGAAAGCCCCUCUCAUCUGCCUACUUCUCGAGUCCUCAGCGCCAGACAUACCCCGUAGAUUCUGCUGCGGCGAGCAGGGCAUCUAACCCACUAUCACAAAAGCUACCCAAUUCUCCUCAACAAAUCCGCAACAUUUCGACCUCCUCGCGUCGAGUACGCCAAAUCACGAGCCAAAACAUAUCUUCUCUGAAGCCACCACAACAAGUCUGCGACUUGACGUCUCCCUCCUCAUCGGAGCAAUGGACCCCCCCUCCCGAUGUCUCCAAAAUGCCCGUUGCAAUUAUCGGAGCAGGAGUUCUUGGACGUCGGUUAGCGAUGAUCUGGGCUUCGACGGGGAGGCCAGUGAACGUCUACGAUGUGUCCCAAUCAGCAAUAGACUCAGCAACUAUAUACAUUGCGGACCAUCUUACUGACUACUGUACGAAAUACAAAACCCAUCCGGGCCGUGUACGCUUUACCACGGAUUUGGAAGACGCGGCGGCGAAUGCAUGGAUGGCCAUUGAAGCCGUACCUGAAGAUCCAGAACUAAAGAUAAGUAUUUUGAAUAACUUGGAUCAAGUCACCCUCAAGAGUUGUAUCAUUGCGACGAAUUCGAUCAGCUUCACUAGCCGGGAAUUGUCCUCAGAGGUGUCGAGAAGAUACCGGUUACUGAACACGCUAUAUUAUAUCCCGCCGGAGAACCGCUGCGUGGAAUUGAUGUCUUGCGGAUAUACCUCUCCAGAGAUCUUCAAAUUUUUAAGCCAACAGAUGAAAGAGAUUCGCUUGAGACCAAUGGUCGCGGUCGACGACGCCAGAGGCAUGAUUUUCCCGCGUAUAUGGGGAGCUAUACAAAGAGAGACGCUUUCUAUGCUUCAAAAAGGUGUUGCCGCACCUGAAGAUAUCGAUGGCUUGUUUAGGGACUUCUUUGGCGCGGAGAAAGGCCCGUGUGAAAAGAUGGAUGACGUCGGGCUGGAUACUACGACUGCAGCUGAGCGGCAUUACCUAGCUAAGAUGGAAAACAAGGGGUUUGGUAAAGGUCAUCUAAAGUGGCUUGAAGAUGAAUAUGUCGGGAAGGGUAAGCUAGGACAGAAGAGCGGGGAGGGCCUGGUUAGCAAAACGGAUGAAAAUGGCAAAACCAUUCGUCGCGAAAGCCCAGCACAAGAAGUAUGGAAAGAGCAUUCGAUAGAUGUGUCUGGUUUGUGA
Venustampulla echinocandica is the source of this 1281-nucleotide messenger RNA. RefSeq lists its product as uncharacterized. Gene Ontology annotation, molecular function: oxidoreductase activity, acting on the CH-OH group of donors, NAD or NADP as acceptor; NAD+ binding. NCBI's taxonomy places the organism in Eukaryota, Fungi, Ascomycota, Leotiomycetes, Helotiales, Pleuroascaceae. The record is from RefSeq and is a predicted model, not a curated record. Gene Ontology annotation, biological process: fatty acid metabolic process. The transcript has a single exon. The coding region runs from base 1 to 1281 and encodes 426 amino acids.